GUUGCGCGAGGAUACGGCAUCGCAAGGUGUCGGAUUGAGGUAGCUACUUGAGGUGCCUUGAAGUGACGUAGAUUACCAACCAAACAAACGCCAACCAAAGGGGAAAGGGUGUCCCAGUGGUGCUGUGCUGGUCGGGCGGGAAAUUAAGGAUCAGAGUUCCAGUGAAACCGCCUAGCGUGCUGUGGACUUUGGUCAGUUUUGUUGUGACCGCGAUUCAAGACGGUAGCCCAAAAGUGGCGGUCUUCCCAGAGAAACAGGCAGUUUUCAUGGUCAUUGGUGGCUGAUAGGCUAAUGAAUUGAUAUUAUAGUGAAAGUGCACUUGGGGUUUUCUGUGGAAUCAUUGCUGGUGCGGUGUUAAUCAGAUUCAAGUUCAUAACAUGCAAGGUUGAAUUGUUUCCAGUGAAGGCAUAAAUAAGAAACUAUUCAAAGCCCAUAACCGCAACCGAAUCGGCCGAGUAAUAACAGCCGAUAAAAUCGGUGAACCCUAACAAUUGACAAACUAAAAAGCCGUAAAGGGCAACGUUCACCGUAUGCUUAUCAGAUCCAGCUGUGCAGAAUAAAGUGAAAGUGAAUUCUGGACAUUUGACGUAAUAGGGGCGCAAAACUAUUCGCCUUCGCUUGGAACAAAACGGACACAGUAAACUAUUUGUGAGCGGUGCGAAAGGGAAUCCGCACAGCAGGAACUGAAAAUGGGUUGCGCCAGCAGUUCACCGCUAAUCAACGGUGGUGGUCCCGGUGGCAUCGUGGAAACGGCCAAGGAAACUGCCAGCAAAACCGCCAACGAGGUUUUGCACGCUGGGGAAACGGCAAUUCACGGUGUUGGAGAACACGUAAAGGAUGCAGUUAAAAACGUGGCUAGUGAAAUCGAAGGUGUCCUGGGUGGGAAAACGGCAAGCAAAGACAGCAGUGAUCACAUUAAUGAAAACGAUCUUCCUCAAAUGAACGGCCAUGAUCAGGACAGCUCGGACUAUAAAAUUAUUCCAUUGAAAGAUAAACAGUCCAGCGUAGAUGAAAACCUGGAAAACUUCAAAAACAAUUUGCUGAAAAAGGCACAAAGUUUCGGCGAAGACACAGAGAAAAUGGCCGACGACAUCAUAAAGGAUACGGAAGAUCUCAUCCGGGAUGCUGAAACGGGAAUCACGGACCACGGCAACGAAAUGUUGACUCGAAUCACCUCAUCCGACGACGGUACGAUCGAAAUUCUCAACUUAGAAGGUAAUAGCACUUGCUCACCGACUCAUUCCACUGAUAGCUUAAAAACCUCUUCACCAGAACCGGAGAUCGAAAGGAUACUGGACAACGACCCGCAAAGCCCUCCGACGCCGGAAGCCACGAUGAAUAGCCUCGUGUCGUCGUCGGACGGGGCGGCCACCGAGUCCGAAGCGGUCGAUUCCACCGCAACCGUUAUCGAACAGGUGCAACCGGAUUCCGGUCACGACGGGAGUAAGCGAGAAGCGUGAGUACGACACUGAUUCAAUCCCAGUCAACAACGCACGCACAACCAACACACAAUUUCUCCCGGUUCCUCAUCGUCUGGUAGCAGCAUGCAACUAUGAACCUAAUAAUGAUAAUGCCACGAUUUUUUGUACAAAUUUUUGAAAAUAGAUGCAUAUUAUUUGUAGCAAUAAUCUUGGCAAUAGAAGUGCAUCAGAAGAAGAUCUAUUGUUGUAAAUAUAUACCAUGGCGAUAAAUGAGUUUCCUUCUUUUAGUUUUCAUAAAUUUUAAUUUGAUUGUAUAACAAGUGAUGAUAUUAAAUAUUUCAGUACAUUGUGAAUAUAAAGGUUUUACGAUAAUUUGUAAAUAAAAAAGAUUUAGUUUAAAUAAAUUUUAUCUCAAUGUUGUA
Molecule: messenger RNA, 1843 nt
Organism: Armigeres subalbatus
Lineage: Eukaryota; Metazoa; Arthropoda; Insecta; Diptera; Culicidae
Exons: 3
Coding region: 690-1460 (256 amino acids)
Source: RefSeq, a predicted model, not a curated record